Molecule: messenger RNA, 419 nt
Organism: Mucor mucedo
Lineage: Eukaryota; Fungi; Mucoromycota; Mucoromycetes; Mucorales; Mucoraceae
Exons: 1
Coding region: 35-241 (68 amino acids)
Source: RefSeq, a predicted model, not a curated record
CAACAAUACAAUAAAAAAAUACAUAUUUAUAAAAAUGGCUGUACAAUGGGUUUACGCUACUGGCUCUGCAUGGGUCACUUUGGAUAGAAAUGCUCAGACACAAAUCGAGACAUUAUGGAGUCGUGACGCAUCUAGCUGGAUUGAUAGUAGUUCAUUCCGUGGUCCUGUCUAUGUUGAUACGAGUGAAAUGCUACUCAUGUCUGCUGGACUGUCUUAUGCUAUUGCUCGUAGAAGGGAUUGAAAUCAAACUGACAGAACACUAUGCCUUUCCCCCUCCCCCUUUCCCUGCCUCCCUAUAUGAAAAUUUCUUUUUUUUUUUUUCCUGCACCUGCAUCUCUUUUCCUUUUUUUAUACAUAUGAACCCUUCCCACCACUUUCUACUAUAUGCCCUUCCCCCCCCCCUUAUUUCUUAUGUACCC